UUCAAGUGAGGUGCGUCACGCUUCCAGUUCCAGACGAUAUCAUCCUGUGUCUUUUCCUCUCCCACUGUCUUCUUGGAUGAUUUGAAAUACGCAUGAUUAAGCGUGUGUUUCAAGUGUAAAUUAGAAUUAUUGUAGUCCUACAUAUGUGCGAAACUCUUCAAAUAAGCUGUAGUUAAGCGCAUGAAUGACAUCAUUGUUUGUAGUCCCGUAGUGUACAAGAUUUAAAAGUCUAGUUCGGAGUCAAAGGAAAAUGCCCGUGGAAAACGGCGGUAGUGGUGAUGUGGUGGGUGGUGCCGGUGAUGUCGUUGGGGUGGUUGGUGGUUUCGAUUUAAAUGAUGAUUCUAAAGGCGUUGUAGGUGAAAUAAAAAGUGAUGAACGUCCGGAUAAAACGGAAGCUGAAAAACUCGUCGCUCAAAGCAACGGUACGAAGAACGGCGAAGUGAGGCAGACGUCAGAAUUAGCUACAAGCAACAAAAAGAGCGAUACAAGCGCCAGCUUCUUGCGAGCGGCAAGAGCAGGCAACCUCGAGAAGGUUUUGGAGUUUCUCAAAAGCAACACCGACAUCAACACGUGCAACCCGAACGGCCUGAACGCGCUGCACCUGGCCAGCAAGGAGGGGCACGCGCACGUGGUUAGCGAGCUGCUGGAGCGCGGGGCCAACGUCGACGCUGCCACCAAGAAGGGCAACACUGCGCUACACAUCGCCUCUCUUGCUGGCCAGGAGGACAUCGUACGUAUCUUGGUGGAGCACAACGCCGGUGUGAACCUGCAGAGCCAGAAUGGGUUCACACCGCUCUACAUGGCGGCCCAAGAGAACCAUGACACCGUGGUUCGCUACCUGCUCGCUCACAACGCCAACCAGAGCCUCGCUACCGAGGACGGGUUCACGCCCCUGGCAGUAGCCCUGCAGCAGGGGCACGACAAGGUGGUGGCUGUGCUGCUGGAGAACGACACGAGGGGCAAGGUGCGCCUGCCUGCGCUGCACAUCGCGGCUAAGAAAGAUGAUACCAAGGCUGCAGCCCUGCUGCUGCACACUGACCACAACCCUGACGUGACAUCCAAGAGCGGGUUCACUCCUCUGCACAUCGCGUCGCACUACGGCAACGAGAACAUCGCGGCUCUCCUCAUCCAACGUGGUGCCGAUGUCAACUUUGUUGCCAAGGUAACAACNUGUGUUGACGUUUAUUGCGCGUUUGUGCUGACGUUUGUGUUGACGUUUAUUGCGCCUCACUGCGGUCACGUUCGCGUGGCCAAGCUUCUGCUGGACCGCAAGGCGGACGCGAACGCGCGCGCCCUGAACGGGUUCACGCCGCUGCACAUCGCGUGCAAGAAGAACAGGAUUAAAGUGGUCGAACUGCUGCUUAAACAUGGCGCUAGCAUCGAGGCUACCACUGAGAGCGGGCUGACACCGUUACACGUGGCAGCGUUCAUGGGUUGCAUGAACAUCGUUAUUUACCUGCUGCAACACGGCGCUGCCGCGGACGUGCCUACAGUGCGAGGGGAGACUCCUUUACAUCUCGCCGCCCGCGCCAACCAAACUGACAUCAUCCGCAUCCUGCUCAGGAACGGCGCUCAAGUCGACGCUAGGGCCAGGGAGCAGCAGACCGCCCUGCACAUCGCGUCUCGUCUCGGCAACAGCGACAUCGUCGUCCUGCUGCUGCAGCACGGCGCUGCUGUCGACGCUACCACCAAGGACCACUACACUGCGCUGCACAUCGCGGCCAAGGAAGGCCAGGAGGACGUGGCCACUGUCCUCCUGGACCAGGGAGCCUCCCUCACGUCGACCACCAAGAAGGGCCUCACGCCUCUCCACUUGGCCGCCAAGUACGGCAACGUCAAGAUGGCCAAACUCCUGCUGCAGAAGGACGCUCCGGUGGACGCUCAGGGCAAGAACGGCGUCACGCCUCUGCAUGUGGCCGCCCAUUAUGACCAUCAGAACGUAGCUCUGCUGCUACUCGACAACGGUGCUUCACCGCACGCUACAGCCAAGAACGGCUACACGCCGCUACACAUCGCGGCGCGCAAGAACCAAAUGGACAUUGCGAACACGUUGCUCGAGUACGGUGCUAAACCUGACGCAGAAUCAAAGGCAGGAUUCACGCCUUUGCAUCUCACUGCACAGGAAGGCCACACAGACAUGUGUAGUCUGCUGGUGGAGCAAGGCGCUUCCGCAGGAAAACCUGCGCGCAACGGUCUCACCCCCAUACAUCUGUGUGCGCAGGAAGAUAAAGUCGGUGUUGCUGCGGUGCUCGUCAAAAAUGGGGCUCCGCACCAGAUCACGCCUUUGCACGUUGCCUCCAAGUGGGGCAAAGGCAACAUGGUGCUGUUUCACCAGAUCACGCCUUUGCACGUCGCCUCCAAGUGGGGCAAAGGCAACAUGGUGCUGUUGCUCCUCGACAAGAACGCUAACAUCGACGCCCGGACUCGGGACGGUCUCACGCCGCUGCACUGCGCAGCCCGGUCCGGUCACGAGACCGUCGUUGAUAUGCUGCUGGAGAAGGGGGCUCCGAUAACGGGCAAGACCAAGAACGGGCUGGCGCCCCUACACAUGGCAUCGCAGGGGGACCACGUAGACGCAGCGCGCAUCCUGCUCUACCACAAGGCGCCCGUGGAUGACGUCACCGUAGACUUUUUGACGUCGCUCCACGUCGCUGUGAACAUUUCUGGGAUUCAAAAUCAAAUUCCCGACACAAGCUCUGAAGGAAACAAAACUUCGAAUGAGGAAACUAAGGUGAAGGAACAAGUUGAUCCUGAUACUGUGUUUGAAAAAAUAUGUCCUUUGGACGGUGAGAAUUUGAAGGAGUACGACAGCAAGAAGAGAUAUGUGGAGCAUAAUAUCGACGAUUCUCUCUACAACUUCCAGAGAAACCUGGACUGGCUGAUGAAGCCUCCCCGGGAUGCCAUCAAACCAGUCCAGGAGAACUUUCUUCGCCUCAAGUCAAAACUACAGAUCGAUGUGGCGUUGCUCGAGAGCAAUCUCAUAACCAUAAUUGAAACCAAACGCCUCACGAUACCCGUGUACAGUGCCGACCAAGUCUAUGCUAACGUAUCUCUUGACAUGGAGCGCGCUGCCCUACAAAUGGAAGAGUUCGCCGGAGCCUUAAGAAUGAUUCUUGUUACUGACGUCACGUUGGGACUCUUCGUGGUGUUCUUAGUCUUGUGGCCAGUCCUCAUCUGGCUUCUGGUGACACCGUUCCUCAGGGAUUAUUUGGACAAGAGAGAUAGUUAUCGAUUGUACACCCCACUCCACCAGGCCGCCCAACAAGGCCACACCCAAAUCGUCAACCUGCUCCUCGAGCACAACGCUGAGCCCAACGCUGAGACCAAGGUUGGGGACUAG
Molecule: messenger RNA, 3340 nt
Organism: Hyalella azteca
Lineage: Eukaryota; Metazoa; Arthropoda; Malacostraca; Amphipoda; Hyalellidae
Product: ankyrin-3
Exons: 19
Coding region: 251-3340 (1029 amino acids)
Biological process (GO): negative regulation of delayed rectifier potassium channel activity; neuronal action potential
Cellular component (GO): axon initial segment; membrane; synapse
Molecular function (GO): transmembrane transporter binding
Source: RefSeq, a predicted model, not a curated record